AUGUCACUACCAGCGAUGAUUUUGGGCGAAACGGUGGGGGAGAUACUCCAAGCAAGUCAGUUUGCUAGAGAAAUCGUGACGGCUGUUGAAACGAAAGCCAAAAAGAUCACCACCGGCGCCGGCGGCGAUCCGAAAACUCCGGUGACUCAUUCCAGACGGACUUCGAGGUUAAACCCAGAAACCACCGAGCUCCGGUCACGGAGAAAGAGAGAGAAACGGAUAAUCCGAUCAGAUCUACAUUCUCCUUUACUUGAAAGAGCAAAAUCACGGAUUAAUUUCAAAGUCUCCGGUUCACCACCCAAAAAAGAAAUUGAGACUGAAAAGGGUCGGUUUCCGGCGAAUAGGGUGUCUCCGAAGAACAAACCUUGGGCUAGAAAAACCGUGAUCUUCCCGAACCCCCUUUUCCAUUCAACACCUGCUUCACAAAACCAACAAUUUUGCAGAACAAGGUCGCCGGUGAUUACAAGAACCCGUCAGACCACCCCUCACAAGUUUCUAAUCAAGACGCCGCCGCCUCCUGCCGCCGUGGCUAAGUUCAAGUAA
Lactuca virosa is the source of this 543-nucleotide messenger RNA. Lineage: Eukaryota; Viridiplantae; Streptophyta; Magnoliopsida; Asterales; Asteraceae. The record is from the annotation of a GenBank genome assembly.